CCUUUUUCAAAUUUUAGGGUUAAAAAAGACUGUACUAUAUAUAUAUUUUUCUCUUGCCACCAUGCCAACAGAAGAAGAAGAGAGUAACUCAAAAUCAAGAAGACCAUUUUCUUCUAAUGCGCCAAUGAUAUCAGAUAAUAUAAAGCAUCCCAUGCGUCGAGAUUUAGUUCUUCCUAAUUUUGAUAAAAAUAUAACUGUUGAAAAAGCACGGUUUGAGCCAACUGUCAAUGAUGACCAACAACAGAAUGACAACACUAUAAAGGAGAGCACUGACGCGCCCAGUCUAAAAAUAUCAGCUUCAACACCGACAAUUACAAAUACUAAUACCAAUAACAAUAAUAAUAGCACUACUACUACUUCUACCACUAUUAGUAAUAACAACAACAAUAAUAAUAAUAAUAACAACCCACAGCCUUCCAGCAGUGAAAAGAGACGACAAGCGAAAAAUGAGAACAGUCGUAAGAAACACAAAAAGCCCAUAUUACAUGCUGCAGCUAGUCCUGCUGAAGUAUUUCAUCGCAAUUUGGUUGACGCUGUGUCCAAUGUAGAAGAUUCAGAUGAAAAUGAACAUUAUGUGUACCCUUACAGUGGAGCUGAGGGUCAUCUGACAGAUAUACAAUCAUCGGGUAUGCACAGACCACUCUCGGUUCGAUCAACGCCAAGCACUCUGUUUCACGAGUCAACAAGGCAGAGCAUCAACAGCAGGAUACCCACACACAGUAAGAGUAUUGGUGAAUGGCUAAGGCGAGCGAUAUCACGACAGAAUAAGCCGCCAGAGGAAGAGAUAGAGGACGAGGAAGAGGAGAGUUACUAUAGACGACCCAAACUACGCAGUACAGUCAAAGACCAUUAUACCAAUCUAGAUAAAAAGGGUUUACUGAGUCGCAUGCAGGACAGCUUUAGUAACAAAAAGAGGACGAGCACCUAUCCGCCUACACACUACUAUGGCGAUGUCGCCGGUGGAUAUACAAGUGACGAUGAGGACGCACCACUGCUACGAACUCGACAGCAGAAGAGACCUAGACCUGUCAAGAGCACCUAUCGGCAUGCCAUUUAUCAUUCAUUAUGGAUUUCACUCUUAUUUCUAUUAUGCAUCCUCUGCAUCAUCGUUUAUAAUGCAAAGCCUCUGAUGGACUUGAACAUCGAAAUCGGUCGGGUACUGGCAACGGAUAAAGAGCUCAUCUUUGAUCUAAAGGUGACAGCAGAGAAUUGGAAUUGGUGGGUGAUUCAUAUAGCUGACGCGGACAUCAGUGUCUUUGCGUUUAGUGAUAUCGUGCCUCUAGACAUCCAACGGGUCGAUCCAGCAGAGUAUCUGGGCAGCUUGACCCAUUUUGAUGAACCUCUGUCUAUACCUUCAAGUUUACAUAAACGAAAACAAGAAGCCAUCAGUCAAAUUCGUAUAAAGUCGCCAGGUGCCGAUGCAAGCGGAAAUGAACGAUGGUCUCGUAUCAUCCGAUACCCGUAUGGACUUGUUGUUAGAGGUGUUUUGAAAUAUAAAAAAGUGCCAAUGUAUCAUACACAGUCCAUAACGAUAUGUAAUGUUACCCAGGUAAAUCCGAUCACAGGCACCGUCUGGCCUGAUCCAGAUAGAACAUAUUGCCUUAGCCAAGAUUCGCUCUAUUAAAAAAAAGAAGCUGAUAAUAAAAAAAAUAUAUAUUUCAACUACAAAAUCUUCCCCCUUGACAGAAGUGAAUCGGCUCUGUAUGUGUCGUAAUGACAUAUGUAUCGCCUUUCCAAUGAAAGAUGAAUACCCUAGAGUCAGACCAGCUUCAACAUGACCCAGGAAACCACCUUCCUAAAUGGCUUGAUAACUCUCGAUAGCCUUUUGUAUCUUUUUUACUUUCUUCACUUUUCUUAUGAUUCCGUCCGAGUAGAGUUUUUAUCAUAGAGCUCAUUAGGACGUAAAAUCAAUCAAGCUGGAGAUAUGUAUCUCUGUAUUUGUAAAUAAACAGCUUAAAGAUCAUAUUUUAAAGAUAUAAGUCGAAAC
This is a messenger RNA of Rhizopus microsporus ATCC 52813, 1987 nucleotides long. RefSeq lists its product as uncharacterized. The transcript is spliced from 2 exons. The record is from RefSeq and is a predicted model, not a curated record. Bases 62 to 1624 code for a protein of 520 amino acids. NCBI's taxonomy places the organism in Eukaryota, Fungi, Mucoromycota, Mucoromycetes, Mucorales, Rhizopodaceae. Gene Ontology annotation, cellular component: fungal-type vacuole membrane; PAS complex. Gene Ontology annotation, biological process: vacuole inheritance; positive regulation of phosphatidylinositol biosynthetic process; protein localization to vacuolar membrane.